Striga asiatica is the source of this 441-nucleotide messenger RNA. NCBI's taxonomy places the organism in Eukaryota, Viridiplantae, Streptophyta, Magnoliopsida, Lamiales, Orobanchaceae. The record is from the annotation of a GenBank genome assembly.
AUGCAGGAAAAGAUUUAUCUUACUUGGACUUUUGUGGAGUUUGAGCUGAUCUUCUUUGGGAAGCCACUUUCCAUACCAUAUUCUGCGAAGAAAUUGGAUGACUUUGGAGGUACUACAUGGCCAGCACGCGAACCUCCAGAGCUUGUCUCAGUAGGGGCUCUUGGAGAUAAAGAAGCCUCAGGAGUCACAGUUUUGGGAGCAGCAGUUUCCUUUGGGACAUCGUUUAGAGAACUUCCCUUUGGAUCUUCAUUGAAGUUAAUAUCAGAAAAUCCAUUAGGUUUUGAUGACUGUGAAGCAACGGGGGAGGAAGGCAAGCCAGCAUCCUCUGCAUUGCUUUUAGCAACUUCUUUCGACAGUAAUUGUCGGUACAACUCAGCAGCUCUUGAGUUUAAGAACUCGCUCAGCAGAAUGAAAACUACAAGCCGAGAUCAGGCUACUUAA